GCACUGUCGGUCUCUCUCGCGCACUCUUCAUCUCACUCGGACGCAAUCGGUCUCUCUCGGACGCACUCGGUCUCUCUCGCGCAAUGUGUAUCUCUCUCUCUCUCUCUCUCUCUCUCUCUCUCGGCGUUCGCUUCACUUUUGUCCAGUCCGAUGCCCCAUAUUAUUUCCCCAAUCGGGCACGCGCUUCGAGUCUUCCAGCGAGCGACAUCUUCGAGAAGUUAGUCACAACAGACCCGAGCAACCGUUGGUCAAGGCGCGACAAACACCCCCCUGAACACCGUGAGCAGUGUCCACUGGCCUGCUGGUGUUCUAUGGUUUGGCUGGCUAAGCUGUAAAACACACCCCUCCCGAAUAGACUGAGCACGGUCAGGAGUUUGGUCAUCAGCAUCCGCUCUGCAUUUUUACGGUGUUACUAGCUGCCUAUCCGCCUCCACCCCUAUGGAUUUUUAUGUCGUUUUUUUUAUUUUUAAAAACGACAUUUUUGAUUACUCGAUGCUUUUUUGACUAGGAGGCUGUAUUUUCUAUUUAUUUUACGGGGCGGUAAAUACAGAAGAUGACACACAUGUACGUUAGCCGUUGUGAAGCUAGCUGAGGAAGUGGACUGUUACUUUUCCAUCCCUGUAUGAAGGAGUCGCCUUGAUGAUUCACUCUUAUGGAGACGCGACAUGCCACAUGAAGACUGAUCUCUGCCACUUUCAGGGAGACUAAUAUCAUUGCCAUCAUUCACAGGAUUGCUUGGAGCUGUCUGCAAAUGUAUAGUUAAGUGAGUUAGCUGGGGGGAUCGAUCAUCCACAGCUAGCCCAUUAGCCAACUCCCCAAGCGAUUCGUUUAGUACAGUAUUAACAGUUUAUGUCGUGUCAUUCACUUUGUUUUUACCGAUAGUCAUUCAGAUUGCGUUUAGAAAAUGUCCUUUUUCAAUUUUCGGAAGAUAUUUAAGCUGGGCACGGAGAAAAAGAAGAAACAGUAUGAGCACGUUCACAGAGAUGUCAACCCAGAGGAGGUGUGGGAGAUCGUGGGGGAACUCGGGGAUGGAGCCUUCGGGAAAGUCUACAAGGCUCAAAACAAACAGACCGGGAUCCUGGCUGCUGCUAAAGUGAUCGAUACCAAAACAGAAGAGGAGCUGGAGGACUACAUGGUAGAGAUCGACAUCCUCGCCUCCUGUGACCAUCAGUAUAUAGUCAAACUGCUGGAUGCUUUCUAUUAUGAGAGCAAACUCUGGAUUCUCAUUGAGUUUUGUGCUGGAGGAGCGGUAGACGCUGUGAUGUUGGAGCUGGAGCGGCCAUUGACAGAGCCUCAGAUCCGGGUUGUGUGUAAACAGACGCUGGAGGCGCUGACUUACCUCCAUGAGAAUAAGAUUAUACACCGGGACCUGAAGGCUGGAAAUAUUCUCCUUACCUCAGAUGGAGAUGUGAAAUUAGCUGACUUUGGAGUGUCUGCAAAGAAUACAAAGACCAUUCAGAGAAGAGACUCUUUCAUUGGAACACCAUACUGGAUGGCACCCGAGGUGGUGAUGUGUGAGACGUCGAAGGACAGACCGUAUGACUACAAAGCAGACAUCUGGUCCCUGGGGGUGACUCUGAUCGAGCUGGCACAGAUCGAGCCACCCAACCACGAGAUGAACCCAAUGAGAGUCCUGCUAAAAAUAGCAAAGUCUGAGCCCCCCACACUCUUAACUCCAUCACGAUGGUCUCCUGAGUUCAGUGAUUUCCUGCGGAAAGCACUGGAUAAGAAUGUAGACAACAGGUGGAAUGCAUUGCAGCUCUUACAGCAUCCAUUUGUUUCGAAUGUGAUGGAUAACAAACCACUGCGAGAGCUGAUUGCGGAGGCUAAAGCCGAAGUGUUUGAGGAGAUUGAAGAAGGAAAAGAGGAAGAGGAGGAAGAAGAGCCAGAGUCCCAGCCGGUGGUGCCUGGACACAAACGUGCAUUAUCGGACACCAGCUUUGGCAGCUUGGAGGAUGAGAGGCAGUGUCAGAAUAUGCCAGCUCUUGAGUCUGUCACAGAGAAGGCUGAACCUGAAAGAAAACCCAGUUCAGACAAUCAAGUCAGUGAUAAGAUCUCCGACAUGGUGGUAGACACCAGCGAAUCCAUCCAUGUUGAGGAUGAGAAGAUGAAUGAAGCCAGUCCAUCAGAUACUAGCAAUGAGGAAUCACCUUCAGGUGAGGAAGCCAUACCUAAACAUGACGAAUCUCACACACCUGUGACCAUUGAAGAAGAGAUUACUGGUCAGCCAAACCCUCCAGUAUCAGAUGACACUGUCCUCCAAGAGAUUGUAACCGUCAGUGAGGAAACUGGGGAGGAAGAGAAGAAGGAAGUGAAGGUGGAAGAGCCACCACAGCAGACAAAAGAAGAGUAUAAAGAACCACAGCAGGAAGCCAAAACACAAACCACCGAAGAUGAAGAAGAGGAACCUACCCAACCUUCAGAUAUAGCUGCACCGGAGAACAAAUCUGUUGGUGUUACUGAAGAAGCCAUCACUGAAUCAAAUGAGGUUGCAGAAAUAACUGAAGACAAAAUUGAGACAGAAGAAGUAAUGAAUAAAAAGGAACCAGUGGAAGAUGAGAGAACGGUACCCUCACCACAUGUCCCAACAGAAGAGUUAAAGGAGGAGCAAACUGAAACUUCACCAGAUGUUUCUACACAAGAGAUAAAGGAGGGUCUUCCUCCAGUGGCAAUAGAAGACCAAGAAAAAGCUGGAGAUAAGGGGGAGGGUUCAGAACCCAAAGACGAUAUUGCAACCAAGGGGGUAGAUGUAGAAGAGAACAACUCUGUGAAUGAAUUCCCUGUUGUUGUCAUCAAUGGUGCAAAAGUAGAGGAGGUCAGCUCAACAGAGGAACCUCAAGAAGCCCACGAAGACAGACCAGAGAUCCAGGAAGCACCUACUGUGCCUGAGAGUGACCAGAAUUCAGAAGUGACGAAACCUGAUGCUGAAAAGGAGAAAGACUCUGACUCAGGCAGCAGUUCUGCUGCAGAUACUAACAGCAUUGACAUUAAUCUGUCAAUCUCCAGCUUCCUGUCCAAAAACAAAGAAGGUUCUCUUUCAAUACAGGACAACAGGCGCCAAAAGAAAACUCUGAAAAAGACCCGCAAGUUUAUGGUCGACGGGGUGGAAGUCAGUGUCACCACAUCCAAGAUUGUCAAUGACAAUGACACCAAGAGUGAGGAACUGAGAUUUUUGAGGCGUCAGGAGCUAAGAGAACUGAGGCUGCUGCAAAAAGAGGAGCAAAGAGCUCAACAGCAGCUCAGCAAUAAACUGCAGCAGCAGAAAGAGCAGCUCUUCAGACGCUUCGAGCAGGAAAUGGCGGGAAAGAAACGUCAGUAUGACCAAGAGGUGGAGAACCUUGAGAAACAGCAGAAACAGACCAUAGAGCGUCUGGAGCAGGACCACACCAACCGGCUGAGAGAUGAGGCCAAGAGGAUCAAAGCAGAGCAGGACAAGGAGCUCUCGAAGUUCCAGAACAUGCUGAAGAACCGCAAAAAAGAGGUAACCGAGAAAGAGAGAUGCAGACUCUGAUGCACUGUACUUGCUUUGCAUGUAUUUGUUCAUCAGACCGUGACCUGUUAAUUGUUGGUUCUAAGGAUGAGCAUUUAGAGUAAUCUAAUAGCAAAGUACCCUAACAGUUUUUUUUUUUUUACAUUUGCAAAGGUGACAGUCUAUUUGUGAGUAGUAUUUGCUAGUCAACGAGUUAGGAGAAUGAGUACUUGACUGUUGGAUUACUCAUGCUCAUCCCUAAUUAGUAUGCUUUUAGCAGCUUUUUUUCAUUCUUGUUUUCUGGGAAUGCAAAAGCCAAACAGACACUCUUGCGUUUGGCUAAUGUACAUUGGCAGCUUUGCUUCUGAUUCACAAUGCAGCUGCAAAUGGAAUUGAUUUUUUCUCAUCUGUCCUCUUAGACACAUCUCAGCAGUGUCUCUUGCUUUGUAUUCAGACUUGUAAAUGCAAAGCUGUUCUUUUCUUAUCACGUUAUGUUUGCCGAACAAAACCCUGGCUUUCACAUUCAGUUACCUCCAUCCUCAGAGAGGCUGCAGAGACAGCUUUAAAGGUUAAUUGGGUGCUAAGCAAUGGCUUAAAAGCAAAAUAAAGGCUCUUUUAAGUUCAUCUCAUCUUCCUCCUGCUGGUGUUUUCAAGUGUUGCUCAUGCAUGAAGGGAUUUCAGUGCAUGCAUGGCUUCAGGGAAACAGAGUUUAGUUUAGUUAGUCUUAUUUGCUUUAAGGUAGUGAUGCAUGAUGCAUGUGCUUUCAUAGUCAGUAACAUCAUAAUAAUAAAUCACAUUUUUGCUGUCUCUUGUUGCAGCAUGAUUAUCAGCCAGCAUGAUACAUGCUUAGAGCGAGUGGCAAACUGUAUUAGCACUAUUAGAGUCUCUCUUAAGUUCUUUCUUUUUAAAGUUUAACUUUUUCUUUGACACUUGUACCAGACAGCUUGUUCCUCUCUAAUGCUGUCAUAUGCAUGAACAAAGUGCCUUAAUGGAUUCAGAUAAGGCAAUGUUUCAUUUCUCUCCCUCUCUUUCUCCCUUUCAUGACACACUGUUCAAAGAUUUCUUGAUAUUUAUUAUUUGUACCUAUGAAGUAAUAACAUAAGUGAAUGUAAAAUGACAUGUUUUUGAUAUUAUGUUUUUGUAACUGUCACUAAUUAUGUUGCCUGUGUGAGUGUGUUGUAAUGAGUGGAGAUCAGUGCUGUGGUGAAGGGCCUCUUCUCUUAACAGGAACGCACUGUAUUUAUAGACUAUGACUAUGUACUAGGAUAGUUUCCAUUCAUUUAAAAAAAAAUACUGCUAAAAUUGACCUUCAUUGCAAGAUGUACACCUCUAUUGCUGAGCAUCAGAUAAAGUAAUAUAUGCAGUACUGUUCAAAAGGUUGGGGUUAGUAUGAUUUUUUUUUCUUUAUACUUUAUUAAAACAAACUUAUGCUUAAGCAAGGAUUCAUAAAAUGUAUCAAAACUGACAGUGAAGACAUUUGUUAUAAAUAUUUUUAUUUCAAAUAAAUGCUGCUUUUGAACUGAAUCCUGAAAUGUAACAUGAUGUCCACAAAAUUAUG
This is a messenger RNA of Carassius gibelio (silver crucian carp), 5027 nucleotides long. Its product is annotated as STE20-like serine/threonine-protein kinase. The record is from RefSeq and is a predicted model, not a curated record. Gene Ontology annotation, biological process: protein phosphorylation. The transcript has 12 exons. Bases 905 to 3511 code for a protein of 868 amino acids. Gene Ontology annotation, molecular function: ATP binding; protein serine/threonine kinase activity. NCBI's taxonomy places the organism in Eukaryota, Metazoa, Chordata, Actinopteri, Cypriniformes, Cyprinidae.